AGGCGGACGCCUUCGAAAUGGAAGUAGACUCGAAAGAAGUGUGUUUUAUAGACUGCCACGCGCAUGUAUCAGCCAAAGAAUUUAGUGAGGCUGGUGUAAGAGCUAUAGUUGGUGUGACAGAGUUCAAAACAGAAUUCACUGGAAUGCUUGAACUUCAUGAGAGAUUGUCUAUGAAGGUUGGCUUGGAUUUUACUCCACGCUUUAUAAGCAAAGAGGAGGAUAAAGAUGUUCAAAGAGAAGUGUUCAGUCGACAGAUAAAGCUUGCCUUAGAACUUGAUCUUCCUUUAAAUGUGCACUCGCGCUCAGCAGGAAGACAUGUGAUUGAAAUGCUGCCACAACAUGGCGCCAGGAAUGUCUUGCUUCAUGCCUUUGAUGGAAAGCCUUCCAAUGCCCUUAAGGGAGUUCAACAAGGCUACUACUUUUCAAUCCCACCAUCUAUAGCUCGCUCCCCCCAGAAAGAGAAGCUUGUGAAAAAUGUUCCACUUUCAAAUCUUCUCCUGGAAACUGAUUCACCAGCCUUGGCAGCUGAAAAACAGACAAGGAAUGAACCCAAGAAUAUCAGAAUAUCUUGUGAGGCAAUUGCUCAAAUUAAAGGCAUUCCAGUCCAGACAGUAUAUGAAGAAACAACUAAGAAUGCUUUAAAGUUGUUCCCCAAACUGCAGAGAUUUAUAAGAAAGUGAGAGCAGGACUUCAUUGUGGAUAAAUUAUUGGAUUGGAUAAUCUUAUAUUGCUAAUCUUGUGUACAUAUAAAGAUAAAUAAAAUAACUGUAUAAUACUUAA
Stylophora pistillata is the source of this 780-nucleotide messenger RNA. RefSeq names its product deoxyribonuclease TATDN3. The record is from RefSeq and is a predicted model, not a curated record. Gene Ontology annotation, molecular function: hydrolase activity, acting on ester bonds. Lineage: Eukaryota; Metazoa; Cnidaria; Anthozoa; Scleractinia; Pocilloporidae.